ACUUCCUGGAGGCGGCAAAUCCGGAGGAGCCGCUGUCGCCUUCAUGCUGCCCGCGGACUGCUCGCGCCGGCUGGUGGCCGAGCUGCGGGACGCCCUGGACGCCUGCGCUGAGCGACAGAGGCAGCUGGAGCGGAACCUGCGCGUCUCCCGCCGGCUGCUGCGGACCUGGGAACCAGCCGAGACCCCGGCUCCGCAGCCAACCCCAGCGCCAGAAACCAGUGGAGAGGCCCCGUCUCCGGAAUCCACACCCAGCCCUCAAGACCUCAAGGAGCUGGAGCUUCUGACCCAGGCACUGGAGAAGGCUGUACGGGUGAGAAAAGGCAUCUCUAAGACUGGAGAAAGACACAAGGCCCUCAGCCUGAAGUCUGGGUCCGCUGCCACUUCUGCCACCACAGCCUCUGCCCCGUCCCGGGCCUCCGGCCAGGCUAGCUGUCAAGUCUCAGAGACAAAACCCCCCAGGGGCAUCCAGCAGACUGUGGUGCCUGCUAGGGGCCUCCCUGAGUGCAGGCUCCUGCCAGUGGGGGAUCGCACCCGUAUGGGGAGAGGAUCCCGAGCCACCAAGCCUGGACCAGGCCCCAGGGACCAACAGAUACCCCCAUCGGCUGCUCUUCAAGCCCCAGAAGCUUUCACACUGAAGGAGAAGGGGGCAGACGUGGACUGCUGGCUCCCACAGCCACUCUGGAAGCCCUGUUUGGGGCUUGAGGGGGGCAGCCCCCAGAGUGCGGCUUCUCUGAGCACUGGCUUCCCUGACAGGAUCCUGCUGCGGCUACCCAUGGCCUACAGGAAAGCGGCUUCCCGGAACUCCCGCCUGUGGGCCCAGCUCAGCUCUACACAGACCAGUGACUCCGUGGAUGCCGCUGCCACCGCCAAAACCCAGUUCCUCCAGAAAAUGCAGAUGACUUCCGGCGGGCCCGGCUCUGGGCUCAGUGCUGCAGCAGUGGAGGCCGAGGUGGGGCUCCUGCGGGCGGCCUGUUCACUGCUGAGACGGCGAAUGGAGGAAGUGCUCUCGGCAGACCCUGCUGACUGCAUGCAGGAGUACCGCUGCCUGCUUACCCUGGAGGGGCUGCAGGCCAUCACGGAGCAGUGUCUCCACAGGCUGCAGGAGCUGCGUGCAGCAGUGGUGGGACAGCAGCUGGGGCCGUGGCCUGUGGGGAGACGCCCCGGAGCCUCACUGCCCUGCGGAGGAGGAACAGACCCUAUCUGGAGCCCCCAGCUUCUUCUCUACUCCAGCACCCAGGAGUUGCAGACUCUAGAGGCCCUGAGGCUGCGGGUGGCCAUGCUAGACCAGCAGAUCCACCUGGAAAAGGUCCUGAUGGCGGAACUCCUCCCCCUGGUGGGCACACAGGGGCCACACUGGCUAGCGCUUUGCCGAGCUGUGCACAGCCUGCUUUGCGAGGGAGGGGAGCGCUUCCUCACCGUCCUUCGAGAUGAACCUGCCGACUGAACAUUUCCCGUGGUCGGCUGCCACCCCCGAGCCCUGUUCCCAGGCCUCGGGACCCUGGCAUGAGGGUGACCUUGUUCGGACACUGAGACUCUUGGGAGACCACUCCCUGCCCCCACUAGUUAACAGGGACUGAGAGGAUUUCGAAUGCAGAGAUGGUGUACCCACCCUGGUAAACCAGCUUUCCCAGGUGGGUUGAGGACAGUCCCCUGGCUCUUCCUGAGGAACCCAGGGCCCUUCCCACAGCAGCUAAAGCGAGUAGUCAGACCUCCGCUUGGCUUCGCCUUCCCCAGGCUGAGACCGGAGGCCUUUCUGGGGCUUUUUGUAGUACCUCUGUUUCUUCUCGCUUUAGAUCUAUAAGCCACUUGUGUGACAUUAACACUACUUUAGCAAGUACGUAUAUUGAAAUCACACUAAGAUGGGACUUGAUGCGUGUUUUUGCUCACCGAGACGCAUCAGGUUUAUUCACUGAGAACACGUACUGAAGGGAGAGAAAGACCACUGAAGGGGAGUAGGACUGGGGACUUCUGCCAGCAUUGGCCCCAGCACACCUGAAACCCCUCCCUCCAAUCCCCUAGACUGUACUGGGCUCAUGGGAAAACACAAAAGCCACAAGCCUAUAUCAGAGUGGGUGGGCACCGCGUGGCAUCUGUGCUCACCAACCCCACAGCUGUUGCUGUGGCCAGCGUGGGCACCCUCCCCCCUGCCUCCCCUGCUGAAGGAAUCCUUGCUUUGUGGAACAAAAAACAACUUACAGGUCAAGGUCACGACCUCUGGGUUUAAACCAGUCACAGGGUUGGGCUUACUCUUAAUUGCUGCUGUGGGACUUUUAGCAAGAUUCUCAAGGGCCCAGUGUUGUCCUCACUGUCAUUCUGGGGUUAGUUGUUGGGAGAGGUAAUUGAAGAGACGUGACCACCCGUUGACCCGUGAGCUGGAUCUGGGCAGCGGGAGGCUCCUCGCCCCCUCCCCUGUCCUCGGAAUGUGGGUUCCACUUGCCUCGUCACUCCCAGGGGCUGCUCCGAGGACACAGCCUUGAGGUAGUGAUGUGAUACUUUAAACACCUGCACGGGGUACACAGCUGAGCCCGCUGAGGGCCUCCCGCGACAUCAGCCUCUAGCUCUGGUGGGCAGGUGCCGCAGCCCAGGACACAUCUUGUAGGUAAGGCCCGUUUGCUUGUUGACCCCGCCACCCACCCGGCUGGAGUGGCCUGCCUCCUUCUUCAGUCUCUCCCUGCCCUCUGCACUUGGGGGCCAGUUUCAGAUGACCCCCGGAUUCUCCCAAGGAGCCCACGCACCCACAGCAGUGGUUAUUACCGCUGGGUCGGAGGUGAGGACAGAUUACACAGUGCUGGGCCCUGGUGAGGCCUGGGAGUCUGAUGUUCUUUAAGCCUCUACUGAGGGUGCCUGGGUGGGUCAGUCGGUUGAGCAUCUGACUUUGGUUCAGGUCACGAUCUCAUCAUUUGUGAGUUCAAGGCCAGUAUCUGGCUCUCUGCUGUCAGCAUGGAGC
This is a messenger RNA of Prionailurus viverrinus (fishing cat), 2947 nucleotides long. It is a transcript of the gene TEDC2, whose product is annotated as tubulin epsilon and delta complex 2. The record is from RefSeq and is a predicted model, not a curated record. Bases 44 to 1444 code for a protein of 466 amino acids. The transcript has 10 exons. Lineage: Eukaryota; Metazoa; Chordata; Mammalia; Carnivora; Felidae.